GGGCGGGGAGCGCGCAUGCGUAGGCAGCCAGACUGCGGCCAGUUUAAGGCCAGGUGAGGUGAACGCGGAAGUACGGUACGUGAGUGUUUUCCAGCUCUUCUGACUGCGGCCGGGUGACGGGUGCGAGAUGCAGGCGGGCGCGGCGCCUGAAGAUGGUCGAGACGGUCCCCGGGAGCGGCUAGCCUUGGGUGAAGCUGGGAGGCAGCAGCAGAACCAUGAAGUGCGGUCUCAAUCGAGGGCAGAACGGUUUCCAAAACAUUCCUACUGGUUGGAUCUCUGGCUCUUCAUCCUCUUUGACCUGGUGUUGUUUAUCUUCGUGUAUCUUUUACCCUGAAUGGUUUGCCUAUGUCUAGAUUAAGAAGUUGGUUCCUGGAGUGAAUUCUGAAAAUGACUACAAACCUCUUGGAGAAGAAAGGAUUGUGCAACAGAACUUCAAACUCUAAGCGACUUUUCUUUCAUUUUACAUACUCUUCAUUUUGGGGACUACAUAAAAUGGGUGAUGAUCUCACCCAUUCAUAUAGCUAAGUUCUUAAACUAGACUCUGAUUGAUGUUUAAAAACUUUUUAAACAUCUGAUGGCUUUACAGGGGCUGAAUAUUGAAAUAUUUAUAUGUAAGGGUUUAUUGUAUCCAUUAAGAAAUACAGUACUGUCUAGCCUAUAACAUCUUAAGGGUUAGCUAGGGUUUCAUAUGAUGCAAAAAUGAUGAAAUAUUAAGGUGAAGUAUUUAAAAAUAAAUUACUGAAAAGCAAGGGAAGAAGGGUUUUGAGAAAAAGGAGUUAAGAGCUGUACAGAAAAUGCAGGCCCACGAUAUAUUGGCUGUAAGUACCAGUUUAAUUUUAGAUUAAGUGGUCCUCUGUUAUGGUUGCCAGUUUGAUACAAGUGCAGGGAAAGUAUGUAAUAUCCAACAUUGGAAAUCUAGAGUGCAUGUCCUCUCACCUGGAUGCUUCCUGCCGUUCAUUCCCUUUUAGGCUUUUGAACUUCCCUAAGAUAAGACUGUGUUUCCAACCUAUUUUUUGUUGUUGUGGUUGCAUUAAGAAUGCUUGUGGCCUGAACAUGGUUUUUAAAAAUGUUUGUACAUUAAAUACGUCAGCAAAGUCAGCAUAUUUACUCAUUUCAACAAAUAUUUGAGCACUUAACUCUGGGCCAGGUACAGCAGUGAGCAAAACAGACAAAAAAAAUCCUUGCCUUCAUGGAGCUUACAUUCUCUUACUUAUCUAAAUGUUAACAAGAAUGUACAUUCUAAGAGGAUCAGAAUUUUAUUUAAUCACACUCCCAAAACAGCUACUAAAAGCCCUUCAGAAGCCAUUCCUAUUAUCUAACAGAUACUCCUUUAUGUAACGUUAGAAAUGGGCUCUUGUUGAAAUUGGUGACAUCUGAUACAUGUGUAUUGCCUCAGUAUUUUGAGGCUAUUCCUUUCCUUUAGAAACAAGGCAUAGAUCUGGUAAACUCUACAUCCUCUCCCUUUUAGAAUGGCAGUUAAGAGUGAAAUCUGGGACUGGUUUUGGGGGAUUUUAAUUGCCUGUUGCUGACUAUGAGGUUAAUAAUUAUGCCUUCAGGAUAUUGUUGCAUCUGCAUGGAGAGAACCUUUUAUGCAAAGGUUGAAGCAUCUAAAGAAACAUAGAACUGGGAUUUCAUUGAGCAUACCAAGUGUGAACGAUUUUUCUGCUGCUUGCUAAUAAUUUUGCCCAAUAAACGUUUAUUACAUAAUUAAA
Panthera uncia (snow leopard) is the source of this 1712-nucleotide messenger RNA. RefSeq names its product chromosome B1 C4orf3 homolog (gene ARLN). The coding region runs from base 128 to 334 and encodes 68 amino acids. NCBI's taxonomy places the organism in Eukaryota, Metazoa, Chordata, Mammalia, Carnivora, Felidae. The transcript is spliced from 2 exons. The record is from RefSeq and is a predicted model, not a curated record.